This is a messenger RNA of Salvia splendens (bonfire salvia), 2242 nucleotides long. Its product is annotated as B-box zinc finger protein 20. Gene Ontology annotation, cellular component: nucleus. The transcript is spliced from 3 exons. Bases 480 to 1064 code for a protein of 194 amino acids. Gene Ontology annotation, biological process: photomorphogenesis; regulation of DNA-templated transcription. The record is from RefSeq and is a predicted model, not a curated record. NCBI's taxonomy places the organism in Eukaryota, Viridiplantae, Streptophyta, Magnoliopsida, Lamiales, Lamiaceae. Gene Ontology annotation, molecular function: zinc ion binding.
UAAGACACCAUUUGCAAUAAAGGAUCCCAAAUUCCCAAUUGUUGAAAUAGAGCAAUAUAGCAGCCCAUCUCUAAAUAAGGCCAACUAGAUUUCUUGCAUAUGUAGCUGUAGUUGUGGCCAACCCACCCCGGGGUGGGGGGCUGGGUGGGGUGGGGGGCAUAGACAGACAAGACAGAAGAUAGAUAGACAAGAAUAUUGGCAAUUUGAAUGAUCUUUUUUCGAGAGCUUUCCAUAAAAGUCAGAAGGAAAAUGAAUUCCUGGUAGCUUAGCUGUGCCUUCCACCCUACCCAUAUGCCCAUAAAAGUUGUCUCUUUCCUCAUUCAAUCCUACCAAAGUUAUCAGCCAUCUCUUUAUUGUUCCUACAAGCACUAUGUUUAACUAAACAUAUUCUCAGAGGUACAUCCCCAUAAAAACACACAGAAGCAUCACCAAUUAAACACCUCAAGUACACAAAAACUGGACUUACAGAAGCUGCCACGAUGAAGAUUCAAUGCGACGUUUGUGGGAAAGAAGCAGCGUCCGUAUUCUGCACCGCAGAUGAAGCCGCCCUCUGCCAGAACUGCGACAACAGAGUUCAUAACGCCAAUAAGCUGGCUAGCAAACACCCCCGUUUCUCUCUUCUUAAUCCUCAGUUGAAAGAAUCUCCGCGCUGCGACAUUUGCCAGGAAAGACAAGCAUUACUGUUCUGUCAAGAAGACAGGGCUUUACUUUGUCGAGAAUGUGAUAUACCAAUACACAAGGCCAACAAACUCACCAAGAAGCAUAACAGGUUUCUUCUAACUGGGGUCAAGCUUUCUGCAGCCGUUUCUACACAUCAAGGUGCUACAUCGUCCAGUGGAUCGCAAUCUGAAAGAGAGAUCAAAACUUCAGUCGCUAAUGCAAGCUCAAAUGCAAAUUGUUCAGAGACGUCAUCUAAUCCUGUGAGGGGGAAUGAGACGAGCCUACCCCUCAGUGAGCAAGCUUCAGACUCGACCAGUAGCAUAUCGGAGUACUUAAUAGAGACUAUCCCCGGUUGGCAUGUUGAAGACUUGAUGGAUCCUUCUUCCCAUUAUGGUUACUAUUGAUGAGAAGGUCACAUCUUUAUCAAAUGAAUAAUCCAGAUCAACCUCGGGUUUUUUCAUCAAAAGGCAUGUACAAGAUCAUGUUCAAAACACAAGAGGUACAAGGAUUUAGGAUAAAUAUGGUUUUGAUAUCCCAAGUCAGGUCACAAUCAGUCAACAUGUGAAAGGAUUUGGAGAAUAACGACAGGAGGAAAGCCUCUACUGGUUAUUCCAUGUCUAUUUAAUCUUCUUUUUUUCUCAUUCUGUGGUCCCUCCUUGCCGCUCUUUGUUAAGUAACCAAGUAAGGCACAAUCUAAUGACCUAAACUGAAUUCUUCUAUCCUUUUGUUUGCAGCUCCUCUUAAAGAGGAUAGAUGUAUUUGAUCAAAACCCUUUUUCCCCCACACCAAUCUAAGUGGAAAGGUUUAUUUUGUGUUUCCAGCUAAAAAUUUAUUUAUUUUUGGUCGAGCUACCGCUACUCCAAACUAGGUUGCAAAUGACUUGUGAGUUUCUUUUUUUUGCACACAGAAUUUGUUGCAACUUUCUGUAUCUCCCUUAUCAACUUAUCCACAUAGACAAGAUAUGGAAUUAGGUUUAACCCUGGAAACAAUCUUUCUAAAGUUGAACAUACCUCUAAUAAAAAUACAGUACAUAUUAUGUAGUAACCUUAUAAUUACACUCGCACUUGCACUAGAUUGCAUAAGUUUCAUUAGUGCAAGCUCUCAUACUUCUAAUUAAUUAUCAUCUAGAAAGAUCAUUAUUAGAGCACUACCUCCCGUGGCAAUAAAUCACAAUAAAUACCUUACCCAGUCAAAUCGAAAUGUUUGCAGGCAUAUCUAAAGUCGGCAGAGAAUUAUUAUUUUUUAUCUUUUUGGAGAAAUCAACAGCAUUAACUCAGUGGCAAAUAAACUGUCUCCGAUCUCUGAAUUCUGAAGUCUAAUCGAAGAAGUUAGCUUAUACAAACAAAAAAAUACAGUCAUGUAAUCCAAAAGUACAAGACUAGGACCGAAUUUCUAACAAAAUAGAAACUGUGAGCGGCAAUCAUAAUAGUCCAACAGAUGCGCAAUCAAACAUAAAACUGAAGCAGCUAGAAAACAAGCCAUUAAAUAAGUAUCAGACGACAUCCAAAAAAUAAAAUCAGCAGAGAAAAAUCAUGAGAAAUCAUCUCUAAUCGCUAAAUUGGCAAUGGCAAAUACCUUAUGA